AAACAAAUAACUAGCCUACAAGUAUGUGAUUUUUUCCCCCCCAUUUACGAAUCUGGUUUGAUGUAUGCUAAUCGGUUCACAUGCGUUCACAUCAGGGUUCACAUGUCCUUUAGCUGGUGAACUACUUCCAGGAUCCGACAGUCGUAUAAGAGGGCACAUUUUAAACAAUGGCUGUCCAGAUAUCGGAAUCGGAUCAGAUUAAGCAGUUCAAAGAAUUCUUGGGGACUUACAACAAAUUGACAGAAAACUGCUUCAUGGACUGUGUGAAAGAUUUCACCACCAGAGAAGUCAAACCAGAGGAGACGACCUGUUCAGAAAGCUGUCUGCAGAAGUACCUAAAGAUGACCCAGCGGAUCUCCAUGCGCUUUCAGGAGUAUCAUAUACAGCAGAACGAAGCCCUGGCCGCCAAGGCUGGUUUACUGGCACAGCCCCGCUAGGAAACGGGAGUGGCCGGAGACACGCCUGCAGUCAGACCAUGCCGCUGCUCCCCACAAACUGCAGACUUGACCUGAGUAGAAUGGGGAGGGGGAGCAAGCCUACCUCAAAACCCCAAGCCAACAGUGAAAGGGCAGCCUGUGUGGUCAGACGUGAAUACCCCUCUGGGGGCGAUGACCCUCGAGACAGCUUGGUCCCAGUGGAAAACAUCAAGACGAAUCCCACUGCCGGCUAAGUUGAACUGUUUACUCGUGUGGACCACAUUCUUUUCUUUUAGUACUUGUGAAAUUCAAUAAAAUAUUAAAUUAGCAUCAUCAUAUAAUGAAGGUAUCUGUGA
This is a messenger RNA of Anguilla anguilla (European eel), 772 nucleotides long. RefSeq names its product translocase of inner mitochondrial membrane 9 homolog (gene timm9). NCBI's taxonomy places the organism in Eukaryota, Metazoa, Chordata, Actinopteri, Anguilliformes, Anguillidae. The transcript has 4 exons. The record is from RefSeq and is a predicted model, not a curated record. The coding region runs from base 168 to 437 and encodes 89 amino acids.